This is a messenger RNA of Vanessa atalanta (red admiral), 2169 nucleotides long. RefSeq names its product cytochrome b5-related protein-like. The record is from RefSeq and is a predicted model, not a curated record. Gene Ontology annotation, molecular function: heme binding. Gene Ontology annotation, biological process: lipid metabolic process. The transcript is spliced from 7 exons. The coding region runs from base 130 to 1494 and encodes 454 amino acids. Gene Ontology annotation, cellular component: mitochondrion. Lineage: Eukaryota; Metazoa; Arthropoda; Insecta; Lepidoptera; Nymphalidae.
CCAGUCACGGCCAAGCACCGACGCGGGUCGGUCGAUUUCAUAUCAAAUUAAUGAUAAAAAAUACAAUCGAAGUGAACAAAACAGUGCAAAGGAAGUAAUCAUCGUUCCACAAUUACAUAAAAAGACAAAAUGGUGCCAGAUCCGGAUAAACGACAAGUCAGCUUUCCCAAAUUAAAAUAUCCGUUGUUCCGAGAUGUUUUACCCAAAACUCCUCAGCAAUGGAUAACGGCAAAACAAAUUCAAGAUGGCGCCGAAGGACUUUGGCGGAUUCAUGAUGACAUUUACGAUUUGACAGAUUUUAUUAACUCUCAUCCUGGUGGCUCACAAUGGCUGGAAUUCACAAAGGGAACGGAUAUUACGGAAGCCUUUGAAACACACCACAUAAAUAGCGGAGUAGCUGAAGCUUUGUUGCCAAAAUACUUUAUUAAGAAAGCAAGCAACCCCCGGAAUUCACCAUUUACUUUCAAAGAAGAUGGAUUUUAUAAGACUUUGAAAAUGAAAGUCGCUAAUAAACUAAAAACCUUGCCAAAGGGCAUUCGGAAGAAAAGUGAUAAUGUAACUGAUUUGCUUUUAAUAUGUUUUUUGAUUUCGAGUCCACUUUGUUGCUUGCUUUGGACAAAGAGUUUAAUAUACGGAGCUGCUUCUACACUGAUUCUUGGCGUAUUAUUGAGUUCCCUCACCAUUUCCGCCCACAACUAUUUUCACAGAGCGGAUAGUUGGCGAAUGUAUCUGUACAACAUUAGUGGAUUUUCAUACGCUGAGUGGCGUGUAUCGCACGCGAUGUCGCACCAUCUCCAUACGAACACCGCUAAUGAUCUUGAAUUGAGUAUGUUAGAACCAUUUUUACAAUACUUACCACGGCCAGACAAACCUAUAAUUGCACAGAUGGGAGCAUUUUUUUAUCCUGUUAUAUUUUUGUUUGCGUCUUUAGGAAGUAUGGUAAAAGAGAUAGCAUGUGGAGUGCUAAGAAUUGAUGGUAAAAAAUUAUCAUGGGAAAAUGGGAUACCAUUUGUUAUACCGGUAUGGAUGUGGUGGAUCAGUGGACUAUUCCUACCCUGGACUAUUAUUGUUUGGCUAGCGACCAUCAUGACGUCCAGUCUGAUCUUUAUGGUCGUUGGACUAACUGCUGGACAUCAUGCCCAUACUAACUUCUUCGAAGGAGAUGUGCCUAGGGAGGAGUUUAUUGAUUGGGGCAUUCAUCAACUGGAUACGAUAGUUGAGAGGGUCGACUAUGCGGGCGACCACUUUAAAGUACUCACUCGCUUUGGCGAUCACGGGCUACAUCACCUAUUUCCAACACUCGACCACGCGGAACUGAAAUAUCUAUACCCAACUCUAUUGAAACAUUGCGAGAAAUUCGAAACUCAACUUCGUAUGACAACGUUCUAUAAUGCCUUAAUAAGUCACAGCAAGCAAUUAAUCAGAAAGAGACCGCUAAAUUUUAGAGAAAAAGUAAAAACGAAAAAUAUAAAUGGUGAUAUUCAUUAUAUUUAACGACUUAAUGAAGAAAUCCUCAUUAAUGUCAAAUUAUUUUUAUAUGGUUUAAUGAUUUUAUGUUUCAAACAUAAAAUUGUUACCGGUCUACACAAGGUUAGCUAUUAUUUUACAGAACAAUGUACGUAAUCACUUUUACAAGAUGUUCCUAGUGAACGUUCAAAGUAAAAAAAAAAACAUUUAAACAAUACCAACUAUAAAAUUAUAGACAUGAACAGAACAGUUCUAAACAGUGUUGUUAAACGGUAAAUCGAUACGCACUAAUUUAAUAAAUACCAUAUAUCAAUUUCGAUUGAAAUCGCUCUGCACUAUUUUUUCUAGUUUAAAGCAAACGUUUGCGUUAGCGGAAGCAAAAGAAACCACGUUAUAAAUAGUGACGCGGCUCGUCAACACAAAUAUUAGUAAGCAUUUUAAAUUCUGUGGCUGGCAUUCGUGCCUUAGAAAAGUAUUUUAACAUUUUUUGAAGUUCGCAUUCGUAUGUUUGUUGUGUAUAGAAUAUAGAUCGUCAAUUUAACUGUGUACUUCUGAUGCAAACACUGACCGAUAAAAAAUUGUUAAAAUUUUAGAACUGUCGUUUUUAUUGAACUCGUACAAAUGUUUAGUAUGGCAUAUUAAUAUUAAAAAAAUCUAUAAACUGUGGCUGUGGGUUUAGUUAUAUUAAAUUUAUUUAUUGUA